Messenger RNA from Lathyrus sativus (Indian pea), 258 nucleotides. NCBI's taxonomy places the organism in Eukaryota, Viridiplantae, Streptophyta, Magnoliopsida, Fabales, Fabaceae. The record is from the annotation of a GenBank genome assembly.
AUGGUGGUGGAAUUUGUUGCCCCAACACUAGUGAAUGGAGAUAUGGAAGUUACUAUUGAUGAAGUUGAUGUAGCAGAGGAACUGGAGUAUUGGGAGAAUGCAGUAACUCUGUUUGCCCUAGGGGAAAUUCAAUGCAUGCUGUCAAGAAAUUCGUGGAAAAAUCUUGGAACUUUGUCGCUUUACUGGACCUAUACUACAAUGACGCGAGAUAUUUCAUUGUGGGAUUCAAGAAUAACGACAAUAAGGAGAAGCUCAUGA